This is a messenger RNA of Pelecanus crispus (Dalmatian pelican), 3639 nucleotides long. The record is from RefSeq and is a predicted model, not a curated record. Lineage: Eukaryota; Metazoa; Chordata; Aves; Pelecaniformes; Pelecanidae.
AUGCCGCAGUUAAGGUCAGGGAAAGUGGUAACUGCUAGCGACGUGAAGUGGGCUGACAGCAUGGUCACCGGCCCAAGCUCUCUGGGUGCGAGGGUAGGACGUGAGCCAGGGAAAAAGUUGGUAGUCAAGCAGAGUCCUCCCCUGGCACCAAAGAGAAAGCCUGAGCAGACCUUAUCUUCCUGUCUGCAACCUGCCAUGCUCUCCAGCCUUUCCUGUGAGCAAUUUGCUCCUCUUGUGCCCAUGCAGAAGGAGCAAGAGGAGGAAAUUGAGAGCACAGAGAGACGUGGCAUUUCUUCUUUGCCAGAACCAGAGGUGCUGCAACCCAGAAAGGGCACAUGUAGCACUGAAAUGAAAAGCACUGACUCCAUAACGAUACUAAAGGUGCAAAUCCCGGAUCUUAAGAAGAAUUUGGGGACUCGGGAAUCGUCGUCUGAACCAAAACCUCAGGAAGAGGUAGAUAUGCCAGAGAAGUUGGAUGGGUGUUCUUUAGUUGGAUCAAGAAAGCCAGGGACACAGGAGAAAAGAAAGAGAUGCUUGAGCAAGAAAGGCGGGACAUCUUUCAUGAAACCAAAACUACAAGGUCCCAGAGAGAGGGGUACAUCUGCCAUGCUAGAACUGCAUACGCAGUGCCCAAAGUCCAGGAAAGGAGCUGUUAGUCUGAGGAAGAGGGACAGAAACGCACUGGUGUCACAGCGGCUACAGGGUCUAAGCGGCCAAGGACAACCAACAGCCAGAGGAAAGAUGCACAAGCAUUGCGUGAAAGAAGAGCAGCAGAGCUCAAACCUUCAGAAAGGAGCAGACAGCCUGGGGGAAAGUGCAAAGGAAAAAUGGAAAGCACUUGAGCAUGACUCCAGUACACAGGCUGUGAAGAAGCUUAAGACAAAUCAAAAGAGAUCAGAAGAUUCCAAGGAAAAGGAACCUCACUACUCUGAAUCUCCUACUUUAGGUGGGACUCAGAGCAAGAGCUUUCUAUGCCAUCCUGUAACAAAAAAGUCUGGUGUGCAGUAUAAAAAAAGGAAACCCAGAAUUGAUCAAAUCAAGUGCUUGCAAAGUUUUAGUGUGACUGUAGCUGAAAACGUGAGAAAUGUAUCUGCAAAAUGUGAUGCUGAACAUUGCAGAAAUGCCCUGAGCCGUUGUAAUGGCUUGCUCUGUGCAACAGAAAAGAAUCCAUUUGUGAGAUUAGAGGCCUGUAGUUACAUCAAUACAUUCGUGAAGUCUUCAGCUAGUGGAACUACCAGCAGUUAUAAAUUAAGUGGAUUCUUCCAUGUAGCCCAGGAUAAAAGGAAGCAUGUUUUUCCUGGUGGUACUGUUGAACAGAGUGAUAUGAAUUGCAGCACUAGUAGAAUGCAAAAUGAGAGAUCACCCAUAAAAGGUGGUUUAUUGUUUAAUAACGAAAAAACUCAAAACAAAGAAGGAUUUUUUUCAUGCUGUCAGAGUGAAAACAAUAAGUGUUUAAAGGGAAAAAGGUGCAAUAUUGGUAGAAAGCCUAGAAAAAAGAUGAAAAUCACUGAGAAAUCAGCAGUGCAGAAUAUUUCCACAGACAUGGCUAAUGAAUGCAGUGAGUCUGAGUUACAAAAAGAAGCAGCAGUUGCCAUGUCAAGCUCCUUUGCAGUUUUAGGACGAAAGCAUAACGAAAUUACUCUGUCAGCUUCAUGUGAUCAUACCUCAAAUCUUCAUGUAGGAAAAAAUACUCAUGAAGCACAAAACACAUCAGUCUGGAGAAAGAACAGUACCAAAUUACUUUCAUUUGAAGAUGGCUUUGAGAAGACAUUGAGGCUCUCUGUAACUGGAAAAGGAGAAAAUUCAAACAGUGUGGCACAUCAUUCUGCUGCCUUGGGUAGCCUGAGAGUGCUAGCUCAGGUCCAUGAUGAUUCCAAUUGUCACAAAAGCAAGACACAUGAAAAAUUGAAGAAAGUUAGUAAGAAAUUGCAGCAGUUUACCUGUCAAAGAACAGUACCUAUGACUGGUAAAAAUGUUUGGCCUUUUGAAUCUUGUGCCAGGACUUCUGAGUGGGUUCAUAAAAAUCAUGGGUCCAUCUCAGAAGGAAAAAGACUUUUGAGGGCUGCCUUCGAGGAAUCCUCUGAUAAAAGCAGUGUUGAAGCUGUAGGAAACAGUGCUGUGACUGGGAAUUUGAGACGGUUGGGUUUGCAUACAUCAUUGGCAGAAAUUAACAAAGAAUCUACACAUAAAAUAAUGGAUCCAAAUACUGAAUGUCUGACUUCACUUGAAACACCAGAAUCCUCUCCCAUGGAUAUUUAUGAGACUUCGAGAAUGAGCAAUGAAAAUAUGGAAUCACCAGUUAAUAUGGAUAGAAGUGCUGUGGCUUUUAGCCAUGAUGAUGUGCAAGAAGUCAAACCAAUGAAAGUAUCAAACGCUGGAAACCUGACAAAAUUCAAAAUUCCUUUAUGCAGAAACAAACCUGAAUCCAGGAAACUGGAAUCUGUCCAUUCAUUUGAAAGAAAGACCUGUAGUCCACUAGAGCUUCUUGGCAGCACUAGUGUUUCAAGAAGGCAGAAAACAGGUGGAGAGAAUUUUUUGGUAAAUUCCAAGCAGCAGCCUCUUCCUGUCAUGAGUGAUGCUAUGUCUACAGCUUCCGUAAAGAAAAAAGCAGAUGAGAUCAACUGUAAGGACUUUCAGCGUAAUGGCUCUGAAAACCUUUCAAAUGAGGUGUCUGCACUCCCUGAACAUUUUUCUUUAUAUCCACAUCCUUUUCUUGAUGGACAGCUAGAGUCAUCUGUGCCUGAUUUCCAUGGUACUGAACAUGUACUAAAAUCUGAUUUUCCUGAUCAUUCUUGGAAUGCAGUUGACCACCCUAUUGCAUUAGAAAUAAAUGAUGAUAGCAAAUCAAGAGGGAAUCUUUCACAACACAAAAGUCAAAAUGUUCCAGAUGUUCUUGAAGCUUACAAAGAAGAUGCUCUUGUCAUUGAUGUGAUUCAGGAUGACCCUGACCUUUUUGGAACCAAUAAUGAAGAGGAGCUUGCACUUGCAGACUGUGAAAGUUGUCCUGUGAAGGCAUCCUAUACUAACAUCUGCAUUAAAGACAGAAAGCAGGAUCUUAAGCCUGAGUAUCCUGUUAUCUCAGAAAAGAGAGAUUCAGUAGGUGAUAAUUUUAGACACAUUACCAUACAAGAAUCAGGAACGUCAAAUGAUACUGAAAAUUCCUGUGAUUGGGUGCUAAAAGCUAAAGAUAUUAAAACCUACAACUCCUCCAGAGGAAGCAGUCCUUUGGGAGGUGUUACCAAGGCCUUUCUUGAAGAUGGGCAACUGAGAGAACUAGAUAAGCUUUUAAAGAGUUUUGACGUGGAUGAAAAGUUCAGGUUUGCAGAUGGAGUGCCUGAUGUUAAACAAGAAAAAAAGGGUGACGCUGCAAAAAGACUCAACAGUGACUGUAAAUGCAAAGAUCUUGUGAGCUGUGAAUUGCUAUCAGGAUUGCCAUUGCAUCCCCCGAAAGUAAAUGUCCUCAGUGAAGCUACAGUGAUGAAACCCCAGAAAAAUGGUAUCGCUUCUCAUUCAGUCCAGCGGAUCCUCGAGAUGAUUGAAUUGCCCCGUAAAUAUUGCAGAUUUUAUUUCAUGACUUUGCGUGGGUGUGAAAGAGCAAAAUGUUGGUUUUGGCAUGUUCCUGAGCAAGGGGAUGAAAAG